Messenger RNA from Caretta caretta (loggerhead turtle), 9670 nucleotides. Its product is annotated as E3 SUMO-protein ligase RanBP2. Gene Ontology annotation, biological process: NLS-bearing protein import into nucleus; protein peptidyl-prolyl isomerization; protein folding. Lineage: Eukaryota; Metazoa; Chordata; Testudines; Cheloniidae. Gene Ontology annotation, cellular component: cytoplasm; nuclear pore. Gene Ontology annotation, molecular function: protein binding; peptidyl-prolyl cis-trans isomerase activity; GTPase activator activity. The record is from RefSeq and is a predicted model, not a curated record.
AGCGCGCCGCGUUACGCACGCGAGCGUCCCCCUCCCCACUCUCACGCCUGUGGGCGCAGCGCGAGUGCGGCUGGUGAGCUGGGGGGCCCGCGGCGGCGUUUCGUGUUUCGCUCAGCGAGCGAGCGGCUCUGCGCGCGCCACGACCAUGAGGCGCAGCAAGGCCGAGGUGGAGCGGUACAUCGCCUCCGUGCAGGCCGCGGCCCCCUCCCCCAAAGAGAAAUCAAUGAAAGGAUUCUUUUUUGCUAAACUCUAUUAUGAAGCGAAAGAGUAUGAACUUGCUAAAAGAUACAUAUCUACUUACCUUAAUGUACAAGAGAGAGAUCCCAAGGCACACAAAUUUCUGGGCCAGCUCUAUGAAGCUGAAGAUAACAUAGAAAAAGCUGUGGGUUGCUAUAAGCGUUCAGUGGAGUUGAACCCAACACAAAAAGAUCUUGUACUGAAGAUUGCGGAAUUAUUGUGUGACAAUGACGUUACAGAUGGAAGAACAAAAUACUGGGUUGAGAGAGCUUCUAAACUCUUCCCUGGAAGCCCUGCUGUUUACAGACUGAAGGAACAGUUAUUGGAUUGUAAAGGUGAAGAUGGAUGGAAUCAGCUUUUUGAUCUGAUACAGUCAGAACUCUAUGCAAGACCAGAUGAUGUCUAUGUAAAUAUCAGGCUAGUAGAGCUCUACCGUUCAAAUAAAAGAUUGAAGGAUGCUGUGGCUCACUGUCGAGAGGCAGAAAAGAAGAUUACUAUGCGAUCAAGCUUGCAGUGGUGUUCGUGUGUUGUACAGACACUUAAGGAAUAUUUGGAAUCUGCACAGGACUCAGAGUCUGAAAAAAGUAAUUGGAGAAACACCAACAGAGAUCUGCUGCUGGCCUACUCCAACCUUGUGGUGAUGACACUUUCUACUAGAGAUGUUCAAGAAAGCAGAGAAUCACUUGCAAGUUUUGAUCAUGCUCUUCAGUCUGUGAAACCAUAUGUGAAUGGGAAUGAUGAGCUGUCUGUUACAUUCCUGGAAAUGAGAGGUCACUUUUACUUGUAUGCUGGAACUCUCUUGUUGAAAAUGGCCCAGCACAGUGAGAAGCAAUGGAGAGCUGUAUCUGAACUGGCAGCUUUGUGUUACCUUAUAGCUUUUCAAGUCCCUAGACCAAAGACAAAACUAAUAAAGGCAGAUCAAGCUGGACAAGAUAUACUGGAAAUGUUAGCCUGUGAUCGACAGAGCCAGUCUGGUCACAUGCUGCUAAACUUAAGCCAUGGCAAGCAAGACUUCUAUAAAGAGAUUGUGGAGUCUUUUGCAAAUGAAAGUGGGCAAUCUACUUUAUGUGAUGCACUCUUUGAGAAUGGAGCUCCUAGAGAGAGAACUUUCAUUAGCACUGAUAAUAUCAGAAGUGUCUGUAUACAGGGACCAAACCAUGUGGAUCUAGCCAGAUAUGAUAUUGGCGCAAUUAGAGUGCACAAUGGUUGUCUCCAGCACCUUACGUGGCUUGGUUUACAGUGGAACUCCAUGUCAGUCUUACCUGCAAUACGCAAGUGGUUAAAACAACUUUUUCACUUGCCCCAGGAAACAUCAAGACUUGAGACCAAUGCUCCUGAAACAAUCUGUAUAUUGGACCUCGAAGUAUUUCUUCUUGGAGUGAUAUUUACUAGCCACUUACAAUUACAAGAGACAUUUAAUACUCACUACAGUUCACAUCAACCUCAAUUUUUACCACUACCAGUGAGCAAACAGCUCUGUAGUGAAAGGCAGAGAUCCUGGUGGGAUGCUGUUUAUAACCUUAUUCACAAAAAAACAAUACCAGGAACAGCAGCAAAAUUAAGGCUUCUAGUCCAGCAUGAAAUAAACACUCUGAGAGCACUGGGGAAACACGGACUUCAACCUGCCCUAAUUGUUCACUGGGCAAAAUGUCUUCAUAAAACAGGCAGUAGUCUAAACUCUUUCUAUGACCAAAGGGAAUACAUUGGACGAAGUGUUUAUUAUUGGAAAAAAGUUUUGCCUAUGCUGGAAAUAAUCAAAAAGAAGAAAAGUGUUCCUGAACCUAUUGAUCCUUUGUUCAAACACUUCCAUAGUUCAGAUAUUCAGGUUUCUCAGGUUGCAGAAUAUGAAGAGGAGGCAUAUAUAGCAUUUGCUAUGUUGGAUGCAGUUGACGGAAAAACUGAGGAUGCUUUGCUAGCACUUGAAGCUAUUAAAAACGUUGUUUCAUAUUGGAAUCUUGCACUAAUUUUCCAGAGAAAGGCUGAAGAGAUUGAGAAUGAUGCACUCUCACCACAAGAACAAGAAGAGUGCAAAAGUCACCUGCAAAAGAGCAGAGACUAUCUAUUAAAGAUCAUUGAUGAAAGUUUUACAGACACUUCAGUAAUUGAGAAGUUACCAGUGUCAAUAGAAACUGUUAAGGAGAUGCUGGAAACAGUAAUUCAAGAACUUGGGGAUUAUGGUGAAGAAGGAAGUCCUGGUUUCAAGAAUGGCCUAUCCCGAACUGUAGAUUCAGAAUUUAAACAUUCCACUCCAUCACCAACAAAAUUUUCUUUAUCACCAAGUAAAAGCUACAAGUUCUCUCCCAAAACUCCCCCUCGUUGGGCAGAGGAUCAGAAAUCUUUACUUCAGAUGAUCUGUCAGCAAGUAGAAGCCAUUAAGAAUGAGAUGCAUGAAAUGAAACUCAAUAAUUCCAACUCAAACUUGUCAUCUCAUCGGUGGCCUGCUGAAGGCUAUGGCACAGAUACAAUGUCAGAUGGCUAUCAGGGAACACAAAACUUUCAUGGAGCUCCACUAACAGUUGCUACCACUGGCCCAUCAGUCUACUACAGUCAGUCGCCUGCAUAUAACUCUCAGUAUCUUCUCAGAACAGCUGCUACCAAUGUAACACCAACAAAGGCUCCAGUCUAUGGCAUGAACAGGCUUACACCUCAACAACAUAUAUAUGCUUAUCAACAGCCAAUGCAUACACCACCACUACAGAACACCUCUGCCUGCAUAUUUUCCCAAGAAAUGUAUGGCGCUUCUUUGCGUUUUGAUUCUCCUGCUACUGGACUUCUGUCUCCACGUGGUGGUGAUGAGUAUUAUAAUUACAGUGUUCCACAAGCAAGCACAAAUCCACCAUUGCCUGAGCCAGGCUAUUUCACAAAACCUUCAGUUGGUCCUCUGAUUCCAAAGUCUGCAGAAUCAAAGGUGAUAGAAUUUGGGAAAUCAACCUUUGGGCAGCCUGUUCCAGCAGAAGGAACAAAAUCCUCUUUCACAACACCUGCACAAUCAACUCAACCAACCACUUUUAAAUUUAACUCUAAUUUCAAAUCUAAUGAUGGAGACUUUACAUUUUCAUCACCUCAGAUUGUAGGCCAGCCCCCCAGUGCAGCUUUUAAUAGCAGUGAAAGCCUCUUGGGUCUUCUGACAUCGGAUAAACCUUUACAAGAUGAUCGAUACAUGGGGCAAAGAACAGUUCAUGAUCAUACAACUGGCCAAAGAAAUGCCUUCAGUUUUGGUAACAAAAAUAUUUCAGGCAUUUCAUUUACAGAAAAUAUGGGACAAAACCAACCUAAAACUUCAGGUUUUGGCAAGGGUGACAUAUUCAAUUUCCAAGAUCCUGGAAAACCAGUGUUUGGAACCCCAAGUUCAGAUCUGGCCAAUAGAAGUCAUGAAACUGAGGGAGGAAGCAUCCAUGGUGCUGAUGAUGAUGAUGAUGGUCCACACUUUGAGCCUGUAGUGCCACUCCCUGACAAGGUUGAAGUAAAGACAGGUGAGGAAGAUGAAGAGGAAUUCUUUUGCAACAGAGCAAAGCUAUUCCGUUUUGACACAGAAUCUAAAGAAUGGAAAGAAAGGGGCAUUGGAAAUGUGAAAAUACUAAGGCAUAAAAUAUCUGGGAAGAUUCGGCUGCUCAUGAGGCGGGAGCAAAUAUUGAAAAUCUGUGCAAAUCACUAUAUAAAUACAGAUAUGAAACUGCAACUAAACGCAGGUUCAGACAAAUCAUUUGUAUGGCAUGCUUUAGAUUAUGCAGAUGAGUUUCCAAAACCUGAGCAGCUUGCCAUUAGAUUCAAAACACCUGAGGAAGCAAUGCUUUUCAAGCAUAAGUUUGAAGAGGUGCAGAAUAUUUUGAGAACCUCGGGAUCAAAUGUUGGUACACCAGCCAUUCAGAGUGUUGGGAUUACAAGAGAAAUAGCAAAUCAGAAUAGCAAGGAGCCUUGCAAAACUACUCCUGGAACCCUGAAUUUUGGAUUUCAGUUUAAGAAAGAGGAGAUGUGGCAGUGUAAUGUCUGCUCAGUGAAAAACAGUUUAACUACUUCCCAUUGUAGUGCUUGCCAGGCUCCAAUCCAAAAUACAAGCAGUUCUGUAAAGGGACCUGAUGGCAAAAGCAGUUUUACAGUUACAUCAGCUACAUCUACACCAAUAUCCUUUUCUUUUGGUAGGGAAAUCCCAUCCACAUGUACUACUAGUGGAUCUGGGGAACAGUUUAUGUUGAAGGAAGAUCAGUGGGCUUGUAAUGUGCAUCUGGUUCGAAAUGAAGCUACUGAUAAGAACUGCUCAGCGUGCCAAAGUCUGAAUCCAAGAAACAAGGAAAUGCAUGUUGUACCAUUACCUGAAACUUCUGCAGCUUUCAAACCCAACACUGAUACCACACACGAUAAAUUUGGGUCAGUUUUUGCUAAAAAAGAAGGUCACUGGGAUUGCAAUGUUUGCUUCGUAAGAAACGAGCCCACUACAUCUAAAUGUGUUGCCUGCCAGAAUCCAAAUAGAACUAACAUGCCAGUAUUUGGUCAGCAAGCUUCAUUUAAAAGUGGCCAAGGAGAUGUUCCAAAGACUACACACAAUGAUUUUGGAGCUGCAUUCUCUAAAAAAGAAGGUCAGUGGGAUUGCAGUGUGUGCCUAGUCAGAAAUGAAGCAAGAGCUGUAAAUUGUGUUGCUUGUCAGAAUCCCAAUUCACCAAAUCAGCCUAAUGUGUCUACAUCUACUAUUCAAGCAUCUCCUACUCCUGGAGUUGGUUCUACCGCUGAUGCAAGUAAACCCCAGAAAAGUGGAUUUGAGGGACUCUUCGCUAGAAAGGAAGGGCAAUGGGAUUGCAAUGUUUGCUUGGUACGAAAUGAAGGCUCUUCAGUAACCUGCGCAGCUUGUCAAGCACCAAAUCCAAGUAAUAAGCCUGUUGCUGACGCCCCAUCAACUCUUACAUUUGCCCUUAAAAGCAAAUUCUCUGAACCUGCUGGAGGACAACUGGGAACAGGUUUUAAGUGUGACCUUUCUGAAAAAGGUUUUAAAUUUGGCCAUGCAGAACAAGGAAAAGCACCUUCUUCCUUCAACUUUCAGAUUCCUUCAGAUACUGAAGUUAAAUCUGGAAAAGAAGGAUUUAGCUUUUCAAUGCCUGUGCCCACAGGUGGAUUUAAAUUUGGCAUACAGGAGCCUAGUAAAAAUAUCACAAAGGAUGAGCCACCCAAAGAAAGUACCAAUGGCUUCUUAAACAGUGGUGAUGAAAAAGAGAAAAAGGAGACUCCCUCAAAGGGUGUAACUGGUAUCCAGUCUCAUAAUGUCUCAAACAAACAGAACAGUGAUUUAGUAUUUGGCCAGAAUAGCAGCACUUUCACUUUUGCUGACCUUGCAAAAACUACUUCUGGAGAAGAAUGUCAGUUUGGUGUAAAAGAUCCAAACUUCAAGGGUUUUUCAGGUGCAGGUGAAAAGUUAUUUUCCUCACAGAGUUCUAAAAUGGCUCACAAGGCUAAUACUUCUGUUGAUCUUGAGAAGGAGGAUGAUGCAUAUAAGACAGAGGACAAUGAUGAUAUCCAUUUUGAACCUGUAGUCCAGAUGCCUGAAAAAGUGGAAUUAGUGACAGGGGAAGAGGAUGAGACUGUGCUCUAUUCACAAAGAAUAAAACUCUUUAGGUUUGAUCCAGAAACAAGUCAGUGGAAAGAACGUGGUGUUGGCAACUUGAAAAUUCUUAAAAAUGAAGUUAAUGGCAAACUAAGAAUGCUAAUGCGACGUGAACAGGUACUGAAAGUAUGUGCAAACCACUGGAUAACAACUACCAUGAACUUGAAAUCUCUGUCUGGUUCAGACAAAGCAUGGAUGUGGCUAGCCAGUGACUUUUCUGAUGGAGAUGCAAAAUUGGAGCAGCUGGCAGCUAAAUUCAAGACGACAGAGCAGGCUGAGGAAUUCAAACAGAAGUUUGAAGAGUGUCAGAGGCUGCUGUUGGAUAUUCCACUGCAGACCCCACAUAAACUUGUGGAUACUGGUAGAACAGCUCAACUCAUACAGAAAGCAGAAGAAAUGAAGAGUGGGUUGAAAGAUCUCAAAACCUUCUUGACAGAUGAUAAAACUAAAUUGACAGAAGAAGAGAAUAAAAACUCAGCUUCAGCCUGUAGUACUUCUGAUUUAAUUAUAAAGCCACAUGCUGAAAGCACUGGGCCUACUCUGGAGUGGGAUAACUAUGAUUUACGUGAAGAAGCAUUGGAUGAUAGUGUAAGUAGCUCUGUGUAUGCCUCACCUCUGGCAAGUAGCCCUGUGAGAAAAAACCUAUUUAGAUUUGGGGAAUCUACAACAGGAUUUAAUUUUAGUUUCAAAUCUGCCUUGAGCCCAUCCAAGUCUCCUGCCAAACAGAAUCAGAGCAGGUUGUCUGUAGGAACAGAUGAAGAGUCUGAUCUUACUCAGGAAGAAGAAAGAGAUGGACAGUACUUUGAACCUGUGGUACCUUUACCUGACCUUGUAGAAGUGGCAAGUGGUGAAGAAAAUGAGCAAGUUGUCUUCAGUCAUAGAGCUAAACUCUACAGAUAUGAUAAAGAUGCCAAUCAAUGGAAAGAAAGAGGUAUUGGGGAUAUAAAGAUCUUGCAGAAUUAUGACAACAAACAAGUUCGUAUUGUAAUGAGACGAGACCAGGUAUUAAAACUCUGUGCCAAUCAUAGAAUAACACCAGACAUGAACAUGCAACAGAUGAAAGGAACUGAAAGAGCCUGGGUAUGGACUGCAUGUGACUUUGCAGAUGGGGAAAGAAAAGUAGAGCUCUUAGCUGUGCGAUUUAAACUACAGGAUGUUGCAGAGUCAUUUAAGCAAAUUUUUGAUGAAGCAAAACAUGCCCAAGAAAAAGACACCUUGAUUACACCUCUCUCUUCACGUGCCAGUACACCAAGAGAGUCUCCAUGUGGCAGAAUUGCUGUAGCUGUACUGGAGGAGACCACCAGGGAGAGAACUGAUCUGAACCAGGAUGGUGAUACCUCUGAUGUGACUGUAGAGGUUUCAGAGAUGUCAAGCACUUCUGAAACACCAACGAAAACAGUGGUUUCUCCUCCAAAGUUUGUAUUCGGUUCAGAAUCGGUCAAAAGCAUUUUCAGUAGUGAAAAAUCAAAGCCAUUCACAUUUGGAAAUACUUCAGCUACAGGAUCUCUAUUCGGUUUCAGCUUUACCUCUCCUUCAAAAAGUAAAAGUGAAGAGGAUAGUUCAGUGUCUCAAAACAUAAUGCAAAGAGAACUACAGCUCACAGUAACUGAGCCUCAGGAAAGCUACACUCCCAAUCAGAAGCCUACAGACAGCCAGGGAGAAAAUUACUUGGUUACAUCAGCAGCAGGAUCCUCUAAUUACACAUUUAAAACACUAGAAAAAGUUGAGAGGAAAAAGGAAACUGAUGCAGAACUUCCCUCUGAUGUACUCAUUGUUUAUGAGCUAACACCUACCCCUGGACAAAGAGCUCUUGCUGACUCUCUUAAACUACCUUCAACAUUCUUCUGCUACAAGAAUAAGCCUGGCUACUUAAGUGAAGAGGAUGAUGAUGAAGACUAUGAAAUGGCUGUUAAGAAACUUAAUGGAAAGCUAUAUCCUGAUGAUCCCAAAGAGCAUAAAACAUCAAAAGAUCCUGUGCAAGAUAUCAUGGGAGAAAUUGAACCAGAGAAUGAGAGUGAGUGUGUUAUUGUUUGGGAAAAGAAACCAACUCCUGAAGAAAAGGCUAAAGCAGAGACUCUAAAGCUUCCUUCUACAUUUUUCUGUGGUGUUGGCAGUGAUACUGAUGAGGACAAUGACAAUCUGGAAGACUUUCAGACAGAACUUAAAAAAGUUCAAGAAGCCAAAGAGUUUCUGGGAAAUGACGUUACCAGUUCAACUGAUUUAGCCUGUACCAGUGAGGCUGAAGUAUCUGUUCCAUUAACCAGUGAGGCUGAAGUAUCUGUUCCAUCAACUACUAAAUGUGAAGAACCAGACUCAACCACGCAAUCCCCCCUCACAUCACAGACUUUGUCAGGGACCGAUGACAAACCUGUUGAUUUGUCAACUAAAAAAGAAAAUGAUCCAAAUUUAACAAAGUCCACAAACCAAGGAAGCAGAACAAUCGCAUUUGGAUUUGACACUACUUCCGGCUUGUCAUUUGCAGAUCUGGCUUCAAAUUCUGGGGAUUUUGCUUUUGGUUCUAAAGAUAAAAACUUCAAAUGGGAAAAUACAGGAGCAGCUGUAUUUGGAGUACAGCCAGCCAGUAAAGGAGAUGAAGAUGAAGAUGGUAGCGAUGAAGAAGUUGUACAUAGUGAUGAUAUCCACUUCGAACCUAUAGUGUCCUUACCAGAGGUGGAGGUGAAAUCUGGAGAAGAGGAUGAAGAAAUUCUCUUCAAAGAGAGGGCAAAACUCUAUCGAUGGGACAGAGAAGUCAAUCAGUGGAAAGAGCGAGGAGUUGGAGAGAUAAAAAUUCUAUUCCAUACACAGAAGAAAUAUUACAGAAUUUUAAUGAGAAGGGACCAAGUUCUCAAAGUGUGUGCAAAUCAUGUAAUCACAAAAAUAAUGAAUUUAAAGCCCCUGAAUACAUCAAACAAUGCUUUAGUAUGGACUGCCACAGAUUAUGCUGAUGGCGAAGCAAAAGUAGAACAACUUGCAGUUCGAUUUAAAAGCCAAGAAAUGGCUGAUUCCUUCAAGAGGAGAUUUGAAGAAUGCCAACAAAAUUUGUCAGAACUUCAGAGAGCACAUGUAUCCCUGGCAGCAGAACUGUCAAAGGAAACCAACCCUGUAGUGUAUUUUGAGGUUUCUGCUGAUGAUGAACCUUUAGGACACAUAACCAUGGAACUAUUUUCAAAUAUUGUUCCUCGAACUGCUGAAAAUUUCAGGGCCCUAUGCACAGGGGAAAGAGGAUUUGGAUUCAAGAACUCUAUAUUUCACAGAAUAGUUCCUGACUUUGUGUGUCAGGGAGGAGAUAUCACUAGGCAGGAUGGAACAGGUGGACGGUCCAUUUAUGGAGAUGCAUUUGAAGACGAGAACUUUGAAGUGAAACACACUGGUCCUGGAUUACUGUCGAUGGCAAAUCGUGGCCGGGACACCAAUAAUUCUCAGUUUUUUAUCACACUUAAAAAAGCAGAACACUUGGACUUUAAACAUGUGGUAUUUGGGUUUGUGAAGGAUGGCAUGGAUGUUGUGAAAAAAAUUGAAUCUUUUGCUUCUCCCAAAGGGUUAGUGAACAGAAUUGUUAUCACAGACUGUGGGCAAAUAUAAUGUCUAAGUAGUGAUUCUACAGAUAUGUGCACUAACAGCAUAAAUCAAAGUUGGGCUGUUGUAGACUAAUUAUGUUCAGCUUUUUUAAUAUUGACAUUUCUGAUGUAUAAAUGUAAAAUUACAACUUAUAGAGUACUUUUUUUAAUGAGUUAAUUGACUUUGCAUGUUGUGAAAUAAAAGUUCAAACACUGGCAUAUGUUAUCCUGAUAUUUGUUUUAAAUGUGAAAAAUUUAAAAUUAAAUUCUAGUCUUGUUAAAGCAA